Messenger RNA from Camellia sinensis, 1758 nucleotides. RefSeq names its product beta-1,3-galactosyltransferase 7. Gene Ontology annotation, molecular function: beta-1,3-galactosyltransferase activity. Gene Ontology annotation, cellular component: Golgi membrane. The record is from RefSeq and is a predicted model, not a curated record. Lineage: Eukaryota; Viridiplantae; Streptophyta; Magnoliopsida; Ericales; Theaceae.
GAGGAUCAUGUUAAAUGCACCCCCGCGGACUCUGAGACUCUCUCUCUCUCUCUCUCCCUCCCUCAUACAGAGAGAGGUAUGAAAAUGUAUGAACAGACAUAUACAAUCAUAUAGAUUAGACACACAAAUCACCCAACACAACAUAGGCAUAAGAAUUAGAAUCAUACACACAAACACGUAUAUAUGCAGGUAAACGAUACAAGAGUAGUUGGUGCAUCGAAAACAACCAUGAAGAAUAGAAACACUGGAAAAGUUUCCCCUCAAUGGAUUAUCAUCCUCUGCAUCUUCAGCUUUGCCAUCGGCACCCUUUUCACCAACAGAUUGUGGGCUCCUCUUCCUGAAUCCAACGGUCGGACCAUCUCACGGCCUCGACAUGAUCAAGAAUUGCAAUUUGUUUCCGAUGAUUCUAUCACACAGAAGGGUAAGGAUGUAAUGGGGGAGGUUCACAAAACCCAAGAAUCCAUUCAAUCAUUGCACAAUACGAUAUCUAAACUUCGAAUGGAGGUCGGUGCCACUCGGGGUUUCCAUGGUGAGAUGGAGAAUCCUGACAAUUUACCUGAUGUGAGGACAUCGUCUCAUAAUAGUCUGCCAAAGAGAAAAACAUUUAUGGUUAUUGGAAUAAACACUGCUUUCAGUAGCAGAAAGAGGCGUGAUUCAAUUAGAGAAACCUGGAUGCCUCAAGGUGACAAGUUACUCCAACUAGAGCAAGAAAAGGGGAUUGUCAUCCGCUUUAUGCUUGGUCACAGCGCAACAUCCAACAGCAUUCUAGAUCGAGCAAUUGACUCAGAGGAUGCUCAACAUAAAGAUUUUCUUAGGCUUGAGCAUGUUGAAGGGUAUCAUGAACUAUCAGCAAAGACAAAAACCUUCUUUUCCACAGCAAUUGCAAAAUGGGAUGCUGAAUUCUAUGUAAAGGUGGAUGAUGAUGUUCAUGUCAAUUUGGGCAUGCUAGCUGCAACUCUUGCCCGCCACCGUACAAAGCCAAGGGUAUAUAUAGGAUGUAUGAAAUCUGGACCAGUUCUUUCUCAGAAGAAUGUCAAGUAUCAUGAACCCGAAUAUUGGAAAUUUGGUGAGGAGGGGAACAAAUACUUUCGGCAUGCAACUGGGCAGAUUUAUGCUAUCUCAAGGGAUCUGGCAUCUUAUAUCUCUAUCAACCAGCCAAUAUUACACAAGUAUGCAAAUGAAGACGUGUCACUUGGUGCCUGGUUUAUUGGUCUUGAAGUUGAGCACAUAGAUGAUCGGAACAUGUGUUGUGGGACUCCACCUGAUUGCGAGUGGAAGGCGCAAGCGGGAAAUGUUUGCAUAGCUUCGUUUGAUUGGAGCUGCAGCGGAAUAUGCAAAUCAGUGGAAAGAAUCAAGCUUGUUCACGAGAGGUGUGGGGAAGAUGCUGCUGCUAUCUGGAGUGCUCUCUUCUAAAAUUUUAGUUCAAAUGUUGGUAUCAAUUCCCAUCAUCUUCAUUUUCUGUUGACCAAAGAGAUCACAUGAAAUAGCAUGUAGGAGCUCACAAGUUUGGAGAAUUUAGAUAGGAAAUCUGUGUCACCAAAUGUUGUAAAUCUAACAGUUUCAUAGGGACUUUCUGUGAUGAGAAAAUGCAUUUUUCAAUACUUUUCUUGCAAAAUUUUCUUACUCAAGACAUCUUGUUAUUCAUGAAUUUGAGACUCCAUUCAUGAGAUAUGCUUAUGCAUUUAUACACAUGUUUGUAUGGAGUGGCCUUUUGAUGUAGGUAUAUUGAUCCUCAUAUAUAUGAAAGAUUAUGCUAUA